AUAGAAAGAUGUUGCUGAAGGAAGUGCUCUUCCUAGUCUUGGCGGCAUUAUGUCUGUCAAAUGCCGUCAGUAUUAAAAGUCACACUGCUGACAUGGAUUUCAUUCACAAGCAAAAGAAGAUCUAUGAAUUGCUGUUCUACGUGCAACAAAACGUACUGACCGACACUGAAUUUUACAAUGUUGGACGCAACUAUGAAAUCGAGAACAACGUGGACAUGUACACAGACAAGAAUAUCGUCAAAGAGUUUGUAUAUUAUUACAAACAUGGCAUGCUUAGCCGUGAUGCUGUUUUUUCCCCAUUCCACGAAGAGCAACGUAACGAAAUGAUCCUAUUGUUUAAACUUUUCUACUACGCUAAAGAUUUCCAAACCUUCUACAAAACCGCUGCAUGGGCACGUCUUAAUUUGAAUCCCGAAGUUUUCUCGUAUGCUUUCUAUGUUGCCAUUUUCUAUAGGCCCGACUGCAAAUACAUAUAUCCCAUGCCACCCUAUGAAUCCAAUCCUAGCUAUUUCUUCGACUCGAGUGUUAUCCAGGAAGCACACCGCAUUAAAAUGACACACGGUUUAACUCCUACUGGUAAUACGGAUCACACUGACACUUACAUAAUCUACAAUAAUUACACUGACAGAUCCUACUACGAUGAAGAUUAUAAAUUAGAUUAUUUCAUGGAAGAUUUUGGUUUGAACAGCUAUUAUUACUACUUCCGUCAAAUUUUCCCAUUCUGGUUGAACAGCAAGGAAUAUAACAUUCCUCAGGAAUUCCGUGGUAUUUUCUACCUGUAUAUCCAUCAGCAACUGAUCGCUCGUUAUUAUUUGGAACGUUUGUCAAAUGGCUUGGGUGAGAUCGAAGAUUUUAACUUCCAGAAAGCAUUCUAUCCAGGAUUCUAUUCUUCCAUAAUGUUCCGUAAUGGUGUUGUAAUGCCUCAACGCAAGAGUUACUAUAACAUACCUUAUUACAAAAACUAUUACUUAAAGGACAUUGAUAUUCUGGAAUAUCGUAUUAUAAACGCCAUUGAUUCCGGACUAGUUAUGGACCACAGUGGCAAGUUCGUAAACAUCUACACACCUGAAGGUUUGAACAUUCUCGGUAAUCUGAUCGAAGGUAACUCCGAUACCUGUAACUCACGUUACUACGGAAUGUAUGAAUCGUUGGUAAGAAAUGUUUUUGGAUACGACUUCGACUAUGCGAACAAAAACAAGUUCGUACCAAGUGCUAUGCAACUCUACAGUACUAACAUGAGAGAUCCUGCUUUCUAUCGUCUCUUUAACAAAAUCAGCAACUUUGUAUACAGAUACAAAGAAAAUCUACCAGUCUACUCUCAAAACGAACUCAACUUCCCUGGUGUCAAGAUCGAAUCCGUCAACAUGGACAAACUCUGGACCUACUUUGACUACUGCGAUGCAACAAUCAAUAAUGCCGUCUUCUUUGAUAGCUUCAAAGAAGGAUUAUCCCUGCGCAUCAAGGCUCGUCGUUAUUGCCUCAAUUACAAACCAUUUACAUAUCAUUUAGGCGUAAAUUCUGACAAAGAUACUAAAGCAAUGGUUAAGAUCUUCCUUGGACCCGCAUUCGAUAGCAUGGGUGAAGAUUUAAGUUACCUUCGCAAAUACUAUAAAUACUUCGUAGAACUGGAUCAAUUCAUUGUAACGCUUAAACCUGGUAUGAACAAUAUUGAACGUAAGAGCAGUGAAUCUGUUUACACGAUGCCAGACAUGAUGUCCAGCGAUUCAUUCUACAAGAAACUUCAAAAGGCUGCCAGUGGUGGCGAACCAUUUACUUAUUACGAAAAACUCUAUGCAUUCCCUGAACGCCUAACUCUUCCCAAGGGUACACCCGAGGGUAUGAAAUUCAAAUUGUUCUUCUACCUGACUCCAUACGACGAAUCGAAAGUGGUGAAAAUCGAUCUACCGAUCUUCGGCAAACUCUACUACGAUGGCAAACCAUGCGGCUUCCCUCUUGACAGACCAAUGUACACAUACAAAUUCUUUACUCCCAACAUGUACUUCAAGGACGUUUACAUCUACAACACGAAAGAUGCUGAAAAGUUCUCACACUAUUAAGACUUAAUGACAAUUAAAUCAAUGGUUACUAUUUCGUACCACCAUGCGACUGUU
This is a messenger RNA of Polistes dominula (European paper wasp), 2111 nucleotides long. It is a transcript of the gene Hex70c, whose product is annotated as hexamerin 70c. NCBI's taxonomy places the organism in Eukaryota, Metazoa, Arthropoda, Insecta, Hymenoptera, Vespidae. The record is from RefSeq and is a predicted model, not a curated record.